AUCGUGUAACCAUUUAUCGCAGCUAUACUUUUAAAAGUUUUCUAACAAUAAUAUUGAACAUCAUCAUGGCGAGUCGCAAUCCAGAAAUACGUGAAAUUGAGCACUUACUUCAAGUCGCAAAGACUGCAAAGGACAACUCAAAGACUUCUUCCUUGGAGAACAUGCUCAAACUCAUUUCAGACGAGCAAUUAGAAAAAGAUCGUGAAUUGGCUGAUGCACUCAGUACAUAUUUGUCAAAAGAAGCAUUACACGCACAAUUAGAAGCAGAAGUUGUCGAACUCAGCGAAAAACAUGCAGUCGUUAAAGAUAUAAACGCAAAAAUCAAGGAAAUCAUUGCUGAGAGACAAUCUUUCAACGAAAUGUACAAUAUUUAUUCAUUGAAAGAAACAGAGCCGAAAGAGUUUAUACAGCAGCACGGCAAUGGAAUAGAAACACUUACCAACACCUUGAAGGCACUCAAUGAAGAAAAUGACACUUUAUCCGAAGAAUUAAAAGGGAUUGAAGAACAAAAUCAGCUUGAAAUGUCAAAACAAACUGAAACUAUUAACAAGAUUCAAAGAGACAUCGAAGAAUCAACCGAAAACAAUAAAUUAUUAGAUGAGGCUAUAAACAAUAGUAAUGAUAAAUUAAAACAACUAAAAACCGAGUUUGAAGAGAAAGAAAAACAACGAAUUGCUGCGUUAGAUGAAAAUAAACAACAGCAAGAGUUGUUAGAGAAGAAAAAGCCAGAAAUUGAAGAUAAAGAAAAAGAAUAUGCAACCAAAGAAGCAGAACUCAAUGAAAAACACGCGGAAAUUGAUGAGAAACUCGAAGAAAUCCGGAUGCAAGCUGAUGAAAACAAAACAAUCAAUGAUAAUCAAUCAGAAAUAUUACUACGUCUUCAAGAGGAAUUACAAGAACUUGGAAAAGAUCUUCCUGAGGAUUUUUCAUUGACUCAACAAAAUGUUGAUUUACAACUUGAAGAAUUACAACAAAACAAACAAAAACUUUCUGAGCUUCAAUCAAUAUGCGAAUCUGCUACAAUCACAGCUGAAACAAUCGAAGAACUCGAUUUAAAAAUGGUGGAGGUUCAAGAAAAACUAACUUCCACACAAGCUGAAUUCGAUGAAAUCAAAAACGAUUUGAUAAAAAAGGAAACAGCAUUGAAUUCAGAGCUAAAACUUUAGUUGAUGAAAAAUUACAACUAGAAAACACUCGAAAAGAUCAACAAUCAGCUAACUCAGAGGUAAUAAAAGAGUCAAAGAAUAAUUUGGAUACAAUUAACACCGAUUAUAAUGCAAUGAAAGUUGCCUACAAACGAAACCACUCCGAAUAUAACUUAUUGAAGAACUUGAUCACUACUUGCAAGAAAGAACAAGCUGCGCAAAAGGCACCGAUUGCCCCUGCUAAGGUUGUAACAAAAUUAAUGGACACAACUGUUGCACAGCCGGAAAAGAAUAUGACCGACAGUGCUGCCAUCGUAAUGAACAGCAGCACGGACACAGAUGUAACUUACAACGGCGUUAAAGUCGAACCAUUUGAUAUCUCGCGUUUUAAACGCAGCGUUACUAAAAAGUAAAAAUUUUAGGUUAAAAGUUUGUAGUUGAUAAAUUUUAAGGUCAAAUUGCAUUUUAAACUGCUCAAAACCACCAAAAACUUGAAAAUGAACAGAAUUUUAGCAUAAAUGUUAAGAUAAAAACUAGAACGAAGUAAAUUUUAAGGUUAGGUUUGCUUAAAUUGCAAAAAUCGCGUUGUAAACUACACAAACCCACCAGAAAAUUAAAACUAACCUUAUUUUCUAAUUAAUUUUAAGGUUAAAUGUUAUAAUUAAAUUAAUUUUAAGGUUAGAUUUGAUAAAAUAUCGUUUUAAACUA
Molecule: messenger RNA, 1853 nt
Organism: Dalotia coriaria
Lineage: Eukaryota; Metazoa; Arthropoda; Insecta; Coleoptera; Staphylinidae
Product: kinesin-like protein KIF15
Exons: 2
Coding region: 66-1166 (366 amino acids)
Source: RefSeq, a predicted model, not a curated record